UGCAGUGACUUCUGUAUUUUACGUAACAAUUAACUAAUAAGUAAUUAAGAGGGGAGCGAUUCUGGAGGUGUUACAAUGGGGCUCAUCUGGUCCAGCCUUGCUCAUCUGGCCCAGCCUUGUUACCUGCCUAGAGCCAGCGCACGUGAUAGCCACCCCCACCGCCCUCUCUCACACCCCACUGCCGCGCCAGACAUGUGGGGCUCAAAUGCUUCCACCGCCGCCUCAGAGUCGACCGACUCCCUUUCCCCGUCCCCCUCCCAGUCUGCCGCCGUAGAGUUCCCCCUGCCCAUGUCCGCUUCCUCCUCCUCCACCUCCUCCCAGCCUCUCUUUGAUUGGCCCGUCUCCAAGCCCACCUCGCCCCGCACCCGCACGGACCCGUUCGACACUUUUGAUCCCGUAUCCUCGAGCUCAGAGGAUGAUCCCGUCCCUCAAGAGACCCGCCGUGCCGGUCACCAUCGCUCCGUAACAGACCCUCUUUUACGAGAUGGCCAACCACUGGAUAUGGAAUUCACUACUGCCGGACCGCCUGUACAGGGCUACGACUUUGAACAGCCGCCCACGUUUAGCAGAGCGUUAUCUUCCCCUCUCCCAGCUAAAGUCGGCUCGCUUAGACACCCUAUGCCAUUCACCAUUGGCGGUUUAGGCUCUCGCAAUGUGAAUUCAGCCCAUCGUCCCCUACCGACUACACCCCUGCAUUCCAUAUCCGUUGAGUUGGCCGAUUCCUUGCAAUCGGCCAUUCAAACAUUACUGCAUCUAUCCCCACCUCACUUACUCGAUAGCGCGAAAGAACAGUAUUCUGGAUGCGCGGUACAGAUACCUGCUACCUCGCUUUCGGCUCUUUUGACCUCAAUGAGAAGCCUCAACUUUUUAUCGGCGCAUGCUGAAGAACUGGUCGACAUGGGCGCAGGUGGAGACCAAAUUGUACUCCACCGAGAAGACUUCGAUAUAGGAGAACUUUUGCAAAAUGUCGCGGAUAUGUUGAGUGGAGAAGCAGCAGAAAAACGUAUCGAUUUCGUUUUAUUCCAUGGCGACGUAGCGAUGAAGCAUGUCAGUGUGUAUGGAGAUUCUGAUGGAAUCAGCUAUGCCUUGAGUCAUGUUAUUCGACAAAUAUUGGCAGUAGCCAAUUACGAUGAUACCAUAGAACUCGGCCUUCAAGUCAUUCCUCAAAGUCCAUCUUUAAUUUCCGCCGUCGGACUUCCCAUAGCAUCGGUGGAUGUUAGUGGAGGAGGUGGUGGCAAGUCAGCGUCCACAUCUCGGUCAGGCUCCCCCAGUAACAGCCUGUCACGAUCUAAUUCUGCCCAAGACGGGCCCCUUCUCUGUGUGUUCGAAAUAGUACAUAACAUCUAUCAGCCACCACCAAGCUCGGCAUCUGCCACUCCUAAAGCCGAGCUAAACCCUUUCACUCAUCUUGCCGAAGAAAGCGAAUCCUUGAGACCAAGAUUGGAUACAGCAUUUUGCAAGAACCUGCUUCGUCGACAGAAUGCUGUCCUCAAAGUUGAUGUUCCGCCUUCAUCCCCUUUAGGUUCCGGGAUGCCCCGUAGAGCUUACAUGUUAUCAGUGCUUCUACCAAGGGGUAAACCUAUCACUGAGCCUGCAAUACUUUCUAAAGAGGAACAAGAAGUUCGUCAACCAUUUUCAUCGCGCCUACUUGCCCGAGAACCCACCCUCAAUGAGCUCUCAGAAUUUGCCGAAUCAUUAAGAGGAAGAAAGGUGUUUAUCCAUGCCAAUUUGAGUAGCGUUUUCGCAAGACACCUUACGAGCUACCUAGCUGCAUGGGGAAUGGAUAUAUCGCAUUUACCGACAGAUGGCGAUGAGGCCGACAAAACGAAGGAUCUGGCGGCCAAGCGUGACUCGGCUUAUACUGGAUCUAUGGGUGUGCUAGACGGCAGCACUUCCAGCGCAGAAACGCCCUAUUCAGUUAAACCGAUCGGCAUGACUGCUGUUCAACCUGGACAUUUUGUCAUUGUGGACGAUGAUAUUGCGGUCUUGCGCCGUGAACUCGCACGCAUCCGUGCAGGAUUACUUCCCAUUCCCUUGAAACCUAGAUUAUCUAAGCGUCCCACUAUGACUUCUCGAACCCGUUCCUCCCCUUCAGUGCGACAGGUCCCCCCGAGGUCACCGGGCGCUGUACUUAUACACUUUACCUCCCUUGCCAAUUAUAACCGGGUUAAAGACGUUAUUGCGAGCUUUGUGGGGGCGCCAGGGUUAACCAAUGCGGAAACGUAUGUCCAGCCGGAGGUGAUGGUGAUACCCAAGCCUGUUGGACCACGAAGAUUUUUGACUGCUCUGCAUACCGCUGUGAAACAGCCUAUGGUUGACCCAUUUUUCUCUCCGAUCGCCACGUCUCCCAGAUCACCCGGUGGAGGUUACUUUGGUGGUUUGCGGACUCCGACAGAGAGAGAAUCAGGAUUCUUUGAUUCUGUUGCAGAAGAACCACAUGAAGAGGCGGAUCCGCGACCGGAUUAUGGCACUGUGCAGAAAGCCAGAUCUCCUUUGGGAGAAUUUCCGCCUUCUGCCGCACAAAUCGUUCGUACCAACCAGGGCCUGCAUCUUUCGCUCCCCACUCCAAAUGAAAUCGUGACAACACCUGCUCCAGAAUACUUUUCUGGGGCUUCCAAGUCUCCUAGCUCUGGUGCAUCUGGAAUAGUAAUGCAGAGCCCUGAUGGACGCCCCUUCGGAAUGUUUUUCGAACCGCCCAUAAAAAAUGAGCGCCGCGGAUCUACUCACAGGACGCCUUCCGAUUCCAUCAGGAGGAAACAAGCGAACCGCCGUGCGUCUGCAAGUGAUGAACCCUUUUCUUCACCUUCAACCGCCCUACCUCCCCGUCGCUCGUCCACAAUUUCUACGGCUGGCAAUGAGGAACACCGCAGUUCACCCAUCGCUAACGUCACAGACCGUCCCACCCAUUCAAGGGUGAAUUCAAGAAGGAAAAACAAUCUUCCGGCGACGGAGGAACCGAUUUUGGCUGUGGGCAGGGCAAAAGGCAGGGAGAGGUCGGAGACUGUCACGAAAGGAGGGGACUCGGGGUCGAGAAAGGGUACGCCAGCGGCAAGUCCGCGUACAGAGGAGAAGAAGGAAUUGGAAAGAGGCGAGAAGGCGGUGAUGCCCAAGAGCGUGGCUCCAUUAACUGCUCCUGCGAAGAAGAAUGCUAAAGUCGAUGUUGUGGUGCCGCCCAUCAACGUGCUGAUUGUCGAAGAUAACCCCAUCAAUCAAAACAUUUUGAGUAUGUUCCUGAGAAAAAAGAAGAUAAAGAAUUCUUCGGCCAAGGAUGGCGCAGAAGCUGUUGAAAAGUGGAGGACUGGAGGCUUCCAUCUGAUUUUGAUGGACAUCCAAUUGCCCGUCAUGGAUGGCAUAGCUGCUACAAAAGAGAUUCGUCGACUUGAACGUCACAAUAACAUUGGCGUUUUCCCAUCGACUCCAGCGGCCGAACUUCCGCGGGGUCCAAAUGUCGCGGAUUCUCCAGCACCAUCUUCUCCAUUUCGCUCGUCAGUCAUCAUUGUCGCCCUGACAGCCUCGUCCUUGCAAAGUGACAGAGUAGCUGCUCUGGCUGCUGGCUGUAAUGACUUCUUGACCAAGCCGGUGUCUUUAAAAUGGUUGGACAAAAAGAUUGUCGAGUGGGGUUGUAUGCAGGCGUUGAUUGAUUUUGACGGCUGGCGACGAUGGAAGAGCUCCGAUACCAAGAAUCCUAGCGAAACUAAGCAAGGCUUCUCAGUGGGUCCUCAACAAGCUGCUAGAUCGCUUGCUAGCAGACUACGCAUUGAACGCAAAGGCUCUCGAUCUCCUGCAGCACCAGUAUCAACUCCACGACUCAAUUUGCAAUCGGCAACCCCAGAUAGGCCAGAAACCCCCGCAGACUCCACGUCGCAAAUGCCGAAGGCUCCGCCGGUUGCAGCCUCUGACCCCCCAUUAUCUCCCAAGUCACUGAACAAGACAAUUAAUGAUGUCUUUGAGCAAGCAGACGCUAGACUCGAAAACGCGCGGGAGGAACAGGGAGUAUCAAGUCGAAAGGAAAACGCAAGCUUAACAGAUUCAACGAACACUACCAUUACCAUUGCGCCCUCGAAGACCUAUCCAGCCCCUCCCUCAUGAUGAUCGAAGCCCGACAAUAGUAUACAUCUCCGCACUUCUUUUGUUUGAUUAGUCCAGUCAUUGUUCAGAUCUUCUCCGUUCUUGGUUCACAGCUGUUUCCGGUUCAUACUGUAUCAUUAUUGCAAGAGUUGCAAUCAUACAUGCAAUGCCUAAUCCAAG
Messenger RNA from Cryptococcus deneoformans JEC21, 4248 nucleotides. Its product is annotated as two-component response regulator, putative. Gene Ontology annotation, molecular function: phosphorelay response regulator activity; protein kinase activator activity. The record is from RefSeq and is a predicted model, not a curated record. Gene Ontology annotation, cellular component: Mcs4 RR-MAPKKK complex. Gene Ontology annotation, biological process: osmosensory signaling via phosphorelay pathway. Bases 76 to 4089 code for a protein of 1337 amino acids. NCBI's taxonomy places the organism in Eukaryota, Fungi, Basidiomycota, Tremellomycetes, Tremellales, Cryptococcaceae. The transcript is spliced from 6 exons.